AUGAUGUUGUACGGCCCCCAGCCCCAGCCCCAGCCCAGCCCCAGCCUGUUGGAAGGAAGCUCCUCGCUGAAGAAACAAAGCCCACUGCUGCCACUACCCACUGUCACUACCACUAAAAGCACUACCACUGGGACUGGACGCACAGGUAGCAAACUGCCAGCAGCUUCUCGUAUCCUGAACACCAUCCUGAGUAACUAUGACCACAAACUGCGCCCUGGCAUUGGUGAGAAGCCCACUGUGUCACUGUUGAGGUUCUGUCAACAGCCUUGGCCCUAUUCCAUUGUGGAUAUGGAGUAUACCAUUGACAUCAUCUUCUACCAGACCUGGUAUGAUGAACGCCUUCGUUACAAUGAUACCUUUGAGACCCUUGUUCUGAAUGGCAAUGUGGCGAGCCUGUUGUGGAUCCCGGACACCUUUUUUAGGAAUUCUAAGAGGACCCAGGAGCAUGUGAUCACCAUGCCUAACCAGAUGGUUCGCAUCCAUAAAGAUGGCAAGGUGUUGUACACCAUUAGGAUGACCAUUGAUGCGGGAUGUUCACUCCACAUGCUCAAAUUUCCAAUGGAUUCUCACUCUUGCCCUCUGUCUUUCUCUAGCUUUUCCUACACGGAGAAUGAGAUGAUCUACAAGUGGGAGAAUUUCAAGCUUGAAAUCAAUGAGAAGAACUCCUGGAAGCUGUUCCAGUUCGAUUUUACGGGAGUGAGCAACAAAACUGAAAUCAUCUCAACCCUGCUGAAUUUCCCGCGUGUCUCCUAUAUCACAGCCUUGGAUUUCUACAUUGCUAUCUGCUUCGUCUUCUGCUUCUGUGCUCUGUUGGAGUUUGCUGUGCUCAACUUUCUGACCUACAACCAGACGAAAGCCCAUUCUUCUCCGAAACUCCGCCAUCCUCCAAUUGGUAGCCGUGCUUAUGCCCGUACCCGUGCCCGUGCCCGUGCCCGUCAGCAGCAGGAGGUGUUUGUGUGUGAGAUCGUCACCUCUGAGGGAAGUGAUGGAGAGGAACGCCCAUCUUGCUCUAUCCGGCGAUCCCCCAGCCCAGGUAGCCCCCAGCGUCCCCGUAGCCUGUACUCCAAGCUGGCCUGCUAUGAGUGCUGCAAGGGUUUCAAGAAGUAUUUUUGCAUGGUGCCUGAUUGUGAGGGCAGUACCUGGCAGCGAGGUCGCCUGUGCAUCCACAUCUACCGCCUGGAUAACUACUCUCGAGUUGUUUUCCCGGUCACUUUCUUCUUCUUCAAUGUGCUGUACUGGCUUGUUUGCCUUAAUCUGUAG
Messenger RNA from Castor canadensis (American beaver), 1260 nucleotides. Lineage: Eukaryota; Metazoa; Chordata; Mammalia; Rodentia; Castoridae. The record is from RefSeq and is a predicted model, not a curated record.